Messenger RNA from Vitis vinifera (wine grape), 879 nucleotides. RefSeq names its product glutaredoxin. Lineage: Eukaryota; Viridiplantae; Streptophyta; Magnoliopsida; Vitales; Vitaceae. Gene Ontology annotation, molecular function: glutathione disulfide oxidoreductase activity. Gene Ontology annotation, cellular component: cytoplasm. The record is from RefSeq and is a predicted model, not a curated record. Gene Ontology annotation, biological process: cellular response to oxidative stress. The transcript has 4 exons. Bases 297 to 641 code for a protein of 114 amino acids.
GACUAUUUUGGGUGAUUAUCACCCUUAGCCCACCCUACAUGUUAAUUCUCCCCUCAAAAUUUCAUUAGGCUUGUCCUUCGUUUUCUUGAUAAGGAAUGGGUCACAAUGCCGCUCCCUCCAACGGUUCCAAGAAAAAACAUUUCCAUGGAAUUAAUGGAUGGCCUAGAUUCCAUGGUAUUUGUGGACCCCAUAUUCGAUUCGGUAUAUAACAUGAAAAGAGGGGGAAGACGAGCAUCGAGAAUUAGGGCUAGAAAGUAGAAGAAGAAGAAGGAGAGAGAGAGUGGUGAUUCUGAGAGAUGGCGUUGCAAAAGGCCCAGGAGAUGGUUUCUUCAAAUCCUGUCGUCGUCUUCAGCAAGACGUAUUGUCCGUUCUGCGUGAGCGUGAAGAAGUUGUUAUCGGAGCUGGGAGCUACUUUCAAGGUCGUCGAAUUGGAUACUGAAAGUGAUGGAGCUGAUCUUCAAUCAGCACUUGCUGGGUGGACCGGACAGCGUACUGUGCCAAACGUGUUUAUCGGUGGAAAGCACAUUGGUGGCUGUGACACCGCCACAGCCUUGCACAGUGAUGGGAAACUUGUUCCUUUGCUUACUGAAGCUGGAGCUAUUACGUCCUCCUCUAACGAAGGGAGUUCUGUUACCUGUUGAACCGGUGUAACGAGUAAACAUCAAUAAAGGCAUUGUGGUAACUGGUAAACAUCAAUAAAGGCAUUGUGGUUGAUGCUGUUCCUAUAUUCUUCGUUGGAUCUGUUCUAUUACCCAAUGAUAGACUUGAAAUUGUUGGGCUAAUCAUUUGGUGCACCUUUAGCAACUGAAUCAUAUAUCAUAUCUACCUACAUACAUGAGAUCCUUCAAAAUUUAAAUUAUGUGAAGUUCUUAUCUACAA